GAGGUCGGCGCAGCCGGAGCCGGGGACCAAGCAGCCUGCGAGUCGGCGUGGCAGGAGGCUUCAGGGAAUCGCGGCCCCAAGGCCACAGGUGAGGGGUCGGGCGUCGGGGGUCCGAGUCUGGAGCCGUUUCUCAGGCGCACGUCCCAUCCGUCUAGAUUCUCCCCAACGCCCCUCCUCCUCCGCUCGCCCGCCCGCCCCCCGGCCGCCACCAUGAUGUACCUGACGACCCUGCCGCUCUUCUGGAUCAUCAUCGCAGCCUCUCGCGGCGGCCAGUGGGGCGCCUGGAUGCCCGCCUCCAUCGCCGCCUUCGAGGGCACCUGCGUGACCAUCCCCUGCCGCUUCGACUUCCCGGACGAGCUGCGGCCGGCCGUCGUGCACGGCGUCUGGUACUUCAACAGCCCGUACCCCAAAAACUACCCGCCCGUGGUGUUCAAGUCGCGCACCCACGUGGUGCACGAGAGCUUCCAGGGCCGCAGCCGCCUGUUAGGCGAGCUGGGCCUCCGCGACUGCACGCUGCACCUGAGCCGCCUGACGCCGGAGCUCGGGGGCAAGUACUACUUCCGCGGGGACCUGGGCGGCUACAACCAGUACAGCUUCUCGGAGCACAGCACGCUGGCCGUCGUCGACACGCCCGGCAUCGUGGUCCCCGCGGAGGUGGUGGAGGGCAGCGCGGUGGAGGUGAGCUGUGUCGUGCCUGACAACUGCCCGGAGAUGCGGCCCUCGCUGACCUGGCUGGGCCAGGACGGGCUGGAGACCCCCGCGGUGCUGGCGCGGGUCCGGGAAGACGCGGGGACGUGGCUGCAGACCUCCCUGCUCCGCUUUGUGCCCAGCCGGGCGGAGAACGGCUACCGCCUCGGUUGCCAAGUCUCUUACCCCAACACGACCCUCCAAUUCCAGGGCUACGCCAGCCUGGACGUCAAGUACCCGCCGCAGAUCGUGGAGAUGAACUCGUCCGUCGAGGCCACGGAGGGCUCCCGCGUGACGCUGCUGUGCGCGGUGGACAGCAACCCGCCCGCGCUGCUCACGUGGCUGCGGGAGGACAGCGUGCUGAGCGAGGCCGUCACGGCCAGCCUGGCCCUGGAGCUGGGCGAGGUGACCCCGGAGCACGACGGCCUCUAUUCCUGCCUGGCGGAGAACGCCUUCGGCCACGCCAACCAGACCCUCGAGCUCACGGUCAUGUACGCGCCCUGGACGCCGGUGGUGAACGGGUCGGUGGUGGCCGCGGAGGGGGAGGCCGUGUCGGUCCUGUGCUCCACCCAGAGCAAUCCGGACCCCAUCCUGAGCAUCGUCCGCGAGGACCAGGUGUUGGCCACCGGCAUCUACGAGAGCCACCUGCUGCUGGAGCUGCCGGCCGUCACGGCUGAGGACGGAGGCCAGUACUGGUGCGUGGCCGAGAACCAGUACGGCCGCCGGGCCAGCGCCUUCAACAUCUCCGUGGAGUUCGCGCCCGUGAUCCAGCCGGACUCGCACUGCGCGGCGGCGGCGGCGGCGGCGUCGAGGGGGACGACGGCGGCGGCGGGGGGCGAAGCGCUCCGCUGUGUCUGCUCGGUGCGGGCCAACCCGCCCGCCGCCGUGGCCUUCGAGCUGCCGCUGCGCAACGUGACGAUGAACGAGACGGAGCGGGAGUUCGUCUACGCGGAGCGCGCGGGGCUGCUGCUCACCAGCGUCCUCACCCUGCGCGGCCUGGCCCAGCCGCCACGCGUCAUCUGCUCCGCGCACAACCGCCUGGGCGCGCAAACCCUGGAGCUGCCCCUGCAGGGAGCCCACCGGCUGAUGUGGGCGAAGAUUGGGCCCGUGGGUGCCGUGGUCGCUUUCGCUAUCCUGAUCGCCGUCGUCUGCUACAUCACUCAGACUCGCCGGAGGAAAAACUUACCGGAAAGUCCCAGCUUCGGCCCCGCCGAGCUCCCGCCGGUUCUGUGCAGCAGCGAUUUCCGCGUCCCGGGUCGGGGCAAGGGCGAGCCUCAGCACAUCUCUCCCCUGCAGACCCACUAAGCGGCAGGCCGGCUGGAGCCAGGGUCCGAAGAGGCGGAGCCAGAACGGCGGGAGGGGGCCCUGGACCGGGACCAGAACUACAGCACCGGAGACCUCGG
This is a messenger RNA of Tachyglossus aculeatus (Australian echidna), 2090 nucleotides long. It is a transcript of the gene MAG, whose product is annotated as myelin associated glycoprotein. NCBI's taxonomy places the organism in Eukaryota, Metazoa, Chordata, Mammalia, Monotremata, Tachyglossidae. The record is from RefSeq and is a predicted model, not a curated record. The transcript is spliced from 11 exons. The coding region runs from base 211 to 1992 and encodes 593 amino acids.